AUGAAUGAAAAUUUCUUAACACUUGAAUCAUUAUCAAAUGAAAUCCUAAUCAAUAUAUGCAAAUAUUUAAAUACUUCAGAUAUUUUUCAAUCAUUUUAUAAUCUCAAUUUUCGUUUUAAUACUUUAAUACAAUCUCUCAAUAAUCUUCAACUUACUAUUUCCGAAGAUAAUCAAUAUAUUGAUAUUAAUCUUCUUUUUCCUUAUAUUCAUAGUCUAAUCACAAUUGGUGACGUUAAUAUUAAUCUUCAUCAUUUUAAAAAUAUUCGUCAUCUUAUUCUACAUCAUCCAACAAAUAAACUAUUAAAACAACUCGUUAUUAAUGAUUUAUCUUAUUUAGAAUAUCUUUCAAUACCAGAUAUUUUAUUUGGUAUGUCAUCUAUUUAUCAAAAAAUAUUUUCUAAUAAAUUUCCUAAUUUAAAAUUUUGUAAUUUAUUUGGAUUUGAAACAAUUGAAACAAUUUUAAAAUGGACACAAAUAUCAUCAUUACGUAUUUUAAAAAUUGGUUUAAUUGAUUUUCAUGUUUAUAAAGCUAUUUUAUUAGCAUGUCCUAAUUUAUAUUAUUUACAAUUAAAAAUGUUUCAAUCUUAUUUAAAACUUUCACAUAUUCAAACACAUUCAAAUCUUAAAAAACUUGAAAUUUAUAGUGAAAUAAAUGAUUGGUUUUAUAAUGAUCAAUUAAUUGAUAUUUUUCUUGGAUGUGUAUCUAAUCUUGAACAAUUAAGUAUUUAUCGAUCAAUAUCAAUUUCAAAAAUUAUAGAUCUUAUUCCUGAUUAUGAUUGGUUUGCAUCAAUAAUUUCUAUACGUUUACCAUUAUUAAAAUAUUUUAUUCUUUGUUUACAUAUAGAAUAUCAUUUAGAAUUUAUUGAAUUUAUAAGUACAGAAACACGUCGUCAAUUGAGAAAAUUCUUUUUAAAUGCUCAUAAAAAUCGGUAUCAAUCACGAUUUAUAAUUAAAUGA
Molecule: messenger RNA, 957 nt
Organism: Rotaria sp. Silwood1
Lineage: Eukaryota; Metazoa; Rotifera; Eurotatoria; Philodinida; Philodinidae
Source: the annotation of a GenBank genome assembly